Molecule: messenger RNA, 1604 nt
Organism: Mercurialis annua (annual mercury)
Lineage: Eukaryota; Viridiplantae; Streptophyta; Magnoliopsida; Malpighiales; Euphorbiaceae
Product: heat shock factor protein HSF24
Exons: 2
Coding region: 543-1376 (277 amino acids)
Biological process (GO): regulation of transcription by RNA polymerase II
Cellular component (GO): nucleus
Molecular function (GO): DNA-binding transcription factor activity; RNA polymerase II cis-regulatory region sequence-specific DNA binding
Source: RefSeq, a predicted model, not a curated record
UCUUUGUUUUUUGUUUGUUAAAUUCUUUUUAAAUUUCCCCAUAUCUUAUCUCUAAAUUUCGUUGCCUUUGAAAGAGUACCCAAAAAUAAAAUAAUUCCUUUUUAAAUUCAUUUGAAUGCAGUUUCUCAACAUUUCUAGAACCCACAUCACUUUCCAAGCCUCCCAAUUUCCUUCUCUUUUCCCUUUUAUAAAGUCCCCUACACGAAACCCAAAUCAAAAGAAAUUAUCAAAUUUUCUCUCUCUGAUCUAUUGUAAGAGAAUUAUGUGUUUUAAUCAUACGGAGAACAACAUAGUUUUCUCGAGAAAAUUCCAUGGAAUCUGAUAAGCUUCAGAAAAAACUUCGUAAAAUUAAUUUGAUUAGCAGCUCUAUGUUCUUUUGUUCUGGGUUUUAUUGCUGGGGUUGGGAGUUUUUGACUGCUCUUUUGCUUUUUAGUUGCUAGAAGAAAUUAUAGAGAGGGUAUUAGAGUAAAUAAUCAGAGUUUAUAGGUUAAUUUUGAUUUGAUUUGAGAGAGAUUAAUUAGUUAACGGAGGGUUAGUUGGAGAUGGCUCAAAGGUCAGUUCCGGCGCCGUUUUUGACAAAAACGUACCAGUUGGUUGAUGAUCCGGCGAGUGAUGAUGUGAUUUCUUGGAAUGAAAGUGGGACGGCGUUUAUUGUUUGGAAAACUGCUGAUUUUGCGAAGGAUUUGCUGCCUAAUUACUUCAAGCACAAUAAUUUCUCCAGCUUUGUUCGCCAACUUAAUACCUAUGGAUUUCGAAAAAUCGUACCCGACAAAUGGGAAUUCGCGAACGACAAUUUCCAGCGAGGAAACAAACAACUCCUCUCCGAAAUCCGCCGCCGUAAAACAACAUCUCCGACUCCAACUACCGACAAGCCUUCCGGAGCCCCGCCGCCACAGCCAGCAGCCUCCUCGCCAUCAAACUCCGGCGACGAUCUAGGCUCCACCUCCACAACUUCACCGGACUCAAAGAACCCGGGAUCAGUGGAGACUUCCGCGACACUCCAAGUCGCCGAUUUAUCAGAUGAGAACGAGAAAUUGAAAAAAGAUAACGAGAAUUUAAGCUCUGAGUUAACGCAAGCUAAGAAACAAUGUGAUGAGCUUAUUGCUUUCUUGACUGAGUAUGUGAAAGUGGGGCCUGAUCAGAUAAAUCGCAUCAUACGGCAAGGGAGCUGUUCUGAAUCAUCCACCGUUGAUGGACUGACUAGCGGGGGCAGUAAGAUGAGUGACGAUGAUGACGAAAAUGGAAGUGGAGACGAGGGUGAAAAUGGAAUUAAAUUAUUUGGGGUGUUAUUGAAUGGAAAUAGUAAAAAGAGGGGCCGUAGUGAGAAUAUUGGGUUUGUUGGGCCGAAUGCUAAGGGGAUCAAGAUCUGUAACUAAGAGAGGCUGUAUACUGGGCUUUCAUGGGCCUGCCUGCACAUGAUAAAAUUAGGGUUUUCGUUUUGUAGUUAAGAAUAAUAAAAAUGAUUUUUACUCAGGUAUUUUGAGUACUGAUGUUAGGUUUGCUGUUGUGAGAGGGUGAAAUUCAAAAGCAAAUAGGUUUUUUACCCUCAGGAAUUUGAUAUACAAUAUGUAAAAGUUGCACUCUAUAGAUACAUUUUGGAGACA